Malassezia sympodialis ATCC 42132 is the source of this 654-nucleotide messenger RNA. RefSeq lists its product as uncharacterized. The transcript has 2 exons. The record is from RefSeq and is a predicted model, not a curated record. NCBI's taxonomy places the organism in Eukaryota, Fungi, Basidiomycota, Malasseziomycetes, Malasseziales, Malasseziaceae. Bases 1 to 654 code for a protein of 217 amino acids.
AUGACGAGCACGGACGGCAGCCGUGCCGCUGCGUCGACGUUUACGCCACCUGUUGGCUACCGCGCGUGCGGCCUGGACGAUAUGGGCUCUAUGAGCGACAAGGAGCUGUGGGUCAUCCGUGUGCCGGAAGGCGUCGAUCCCGCGAGCCUCGAUGGCGUGACGAUCCCACGCGAGGCGCUCGCUAGCGAGCACGGCGUCCUGGCCUCGGUCGAGGUGCCGGGUGACGACACGUACGACGUGCUGGUCGCGACGCAGACGACGGCCGAGCGUGUGAACGAGGGCCCGUCGCAGCUGAUCGAGAUGGCAGGGCCGUCGGACGACCGCGUGCGCCUGGACCGCGAGUUUCUGCGCACCCCGAAGAGCGCCGGCGUGGCGAGCGAGCUCGUGAGCGUAUCGGCGCUGGUGCCGCGCAAGGGGUCGCUCCGCCUGGGUACGUUCUCCCUGCUUACCGCAGCGCCCAUUGCACGCCGCCUGUACAUGGCGCGGCAGGCGCCACGCGCCGCGCACCCGGACGCGGCGUCGACGCCGCGCCCGCGCGCCCAGCCGUGGGACCGCCUCAAAGGGACCUUGUAUGCGCCGCGGAAGGACACGACGGAAAAGAAGCGCAAGAAGGACACGGACGAGCCCAAGAAGAAGAAGAAGCAGAAGCAGUAG